Rhizophagus irregularis DAOM 181602=DAOM 197198 is the source of this 786-nucleotide messenger RNA. The record is from RefSeq and is a predicted model, not a curated record. Lineage: Eukaryota; Fungi; Glomeromycota; Glomeromycetes; Glomerales; Glomeraceae.
GAACAAAAAAUCUAGAAGUUUGAUUUUAAAGAUUCUUGAUUUUAACCAAAAUUAAGUGGUAAAUCAGUUGUCAAUACAUGUUGUUACACAAUUUUAGAUAUUUUUUUCUUUUUUUUUGUCGAACAUUUUUUUCUAUUACUCUAUCUCAAAAUACAUUUUAUAGUACGAUCUUAUACUGCAUUCAAUAUGGCCGCCUUUUCUGCCAAUUGGCGUUUUAAUAAAGCUGACUAUAUUAAUAAUACUCCUUCUCGCCGAGAUGGAACUUCUCUGACAGAAGAACGAAUUACAAGAAGGGUAGGAAUGAAAUUCCUCCUAAACGUCAGUUGGAACUUAAAUAUACCUCAAAACACAAUAGCAACGGCGGCAACAUAUUAUCAUAGAUUCUUUAUGUUGAGGAGCUUUAAAAGACAUCACAAGUAUGAGAUCGCCGGAGCAUGUAUAUUAUUAGCUUGUAAAACUGAAGAAACAAUGAGAAAAAUAUCUCAAGUUUCUUCAAGUUGUGCAAAGUUUGCGCGAAAAGAUCUAUCGCCUUAUGUCAAAGACGAAGGGGAAAUUGAGCAUUGGUCGAGGACUAUUAAAAAAAAGGAGCCGAUGAUCGCAGCAACCCUCUGUUUUGACCUAGCGAUUAAUAAGCCAUAUAAAGUACUGCUCGACUUCGUAAAAACACUGAAAGGUGUUGAAAAAAAUGUGUUGCAAAAUUUUGCAUCUCAUGCUUGGGCAAUAAUAAACGAUAGGUAAAAAAAUUGAAAUUUACUUAACACCUAUGUGUCUAUUUCAAAAGCCCGA